Molecule: messenger RNA, 3594 nt
Organism: Carlito syrichta (Philippine tarsier)
Lineage: Eukaryota; Metazoa; Chordata; Mammalia; Primates; Tarsiidae
Gene: RNF19A
Product: ring finger protein 19A, RBR E3 ubiquitin protein ligase
Biological process (GO): ubiquitin-dependent protein catabolic process; positive regulation of proteasomal ubiquitin-dependent protein catabolic process; protein polyubiquitination
Cellular component (GO): cytoplasm; ubiquitin ligase complex
Molecular function (GO): ubiquitin protein ligase activity; ubiquitin conjugating enzyme binding; zinc ion binding
Source: RefSeq, a predicted model, not a curated record
AUAUUUCCUGAUAUAAUGACUUGUCAUCAUAGAUCUUGUGUGGAUUGCUUACGACAAUAUCUAAGGAUAGAAAUUUCUGAAAGUAGAGUAGAUAUCAGUUUCCCAGAAUGUUCUAAACGGUUUAAUUCCCAUGAUAUUUGCUUGAUAUUAAGUGAUGUUCUUGAUGGAAAAAUAGAAGAAUUUAUGCUUAGAUGAUGGCUUAUUGCAGAUCCUGAUUGUAGAUGGUGUCCAGCUCCAGAUUGUGGAUAUGCUGUGAUAGCAAUUGGAUGUACCAGCUGUCCAAAGUUAACUUGCGGGUGAGAGGGCUGUGGAACGGAGUUUAGCUACCACUGUAAACAGAUUUGGCACCCCAACCAGACCUGUGAUGCCGCUCAGCAAGAAAGAGCCCAGAGUUUAUAUUUGAGAAGUAUACGUUCUUCAUCCAUUAGUUAUAGUCAAGAAUCUGGAGCAGCAGCUGAUGAUAUAAAGCCAUGUCCACGAUGCACUGCUUAUAUAAUAAAGAUGAAUGAUGGGAGCUGCAAUCACAUGAUGACAUGUGCUGUUUGUGGUUGUGAGUUUUGUUGGUUGUGUAUGAAAGAAAUCUCAGAUUUACGUUAUCUAAGUCCAUCAGGGUGUACUUUUUGGGGAAAGAAACGUUGGAGCCGAAAGAAGAAAAUAUUGUGGCAGUUGGGAACACUGGUUGGUGCUCCUGUAGGAAUUGCUUUUAUAGCGGGCAUUCCUAUUCCUGCAGUGAUUAUUGGCAUUCCUGUGUAUGUGGGCCACAAGAUUCACAAUCAAUAUGAAGGCAAGGCUGUUUCAAAGCACAAACGGAAUUUGGCCAUAGCAGGUGGUGUAACGUUGUCUGUAAUUGUAUCUCCAGUAGUAGCUGCAGUGACUGUAGGUAUUGGUGUUCCUAUUAUGUUAGCUUAUGUCUAUGGCGUUGUUCCAAUUUCUCUCUUUUGAAGUGGAGGCUGUGGAGUCUCAGAAGGCAAUGGAAAAGGAGUCAGGAUUGAAUUUGAUGAUGAAAAUGAUAUAAAUGUUGGUGGAACUAACACAGCUAUAGACACAACAUCAGUAGCAGAAGCAAGACACAAUCCUAGCAUAGGGAAAGGAAGUGUUGGUGGCCUGACUGGCAGUUUGAGUGCAAGUGGAAGCCACAUGGAUCAAAUAGGAGCCAUUUGAGACAACCUGAGUGAAAAGGCUAGCACCAUGGCACUGGCUGGGGCCAGUAUAACGGGGAGUCUGUCAGGAAGUGCCAUGGUUAAUUGUUUUAACAGGUUGGAAGUACAAGCAGAUGUACAGAAAGAAUAGUACAGUCUAAGUGGAGAAUCUGGCACCGUCAGCUUGGGAACAGUUAGUGAUAAUGCCAUCACCAAAGCAAUGGCAGUAUCCCUUCUCAACUCAUACAUCCCCUUGGACAAAGAAGGCAACAGUAUGGAGGUACAAGUGGAUAUUGAAUCAAAACCAUCCAAAUUUAGGCACAACAGUGGAAGCAGUAGUGUGGAUGACGGCAGUGCCACCCAUCACACUGGUGGUUCAUCCUGUGGUUUGCCUGAAGGUAAAUCUAGUGCCACCAAGUGGUCCAAAGAAGCAACAGCAGGAAAAAAAUCAAAAAGUGGUAAAUUGCGGAAAAAAGGUAACAUGAAGAUAAAUGAGACCAGAGAGGACAUGGAUGCACAGUUGUUGGAACAACAAAGCACGAACUCAAGUGAAUUUGAGGCUCCAUCCCUCAGUGACAGUAUGCCAUCUGUAGCAGAUUCCCACUCUAGUCAUUUUUCUGAAUUUAGUUGUUCUGACCUAGAAAGCAUGAAAACUUCUUGUAGUCAUGGUUCCAGUGAUUAUCAUGCUCGCUUUGCUACUGUUAAUAUUCUUCCUGAGGUAGAAAACGACCGUCUGGAAAAUUCCCCACAUCAGUGUAGCAUUUCUGUGCUUACUCAAACUGCUUCAUGUUCAGAAGUUCCACAGUUGAAUCAUAUUGCUGAAGAACAUGGUAACAGUGGAAUAAAGCCUAAUGUUGAUUUGUAUUUUGGUGAUGCACUAAAAGAAACAAAUAACAACCAUUCACAUCAGACAAUGGAAUUAAAAGUUGCAAUUCAGACGGAAAUUUAGGUCCCUAAAUGCUGCAAAAUAAUUACCACUGAACAACCUUGUGUAGAGCUGGUUGAACUACUUGUGACCACUUUAACUUUCAAGUUACCAGCAAAAGCCGGGUUUCAUAAUCAUAAUGCAGAUACAUUUUCUGUGUUCAGCAAAGCAUUGUGUUUCAUGUGGAUCUUAAUUACCAAACUAUGAAAUAAAGGCUUUAAAAGUGCAUUAUUGUAAGGAUAAUAAAUCUUCAGAACAAAGCAUGUUUUGUGUGCCACAAAACAUUGCUUAAAGCAAAUACUUGUAUAUUUAGAUAGAAAUUGGGCUUAAUUUAUAAUCAACAUAAAAUACUAAUGCAGUUCUACAGCAUUCAAAUGAGGAAAACUUGAGACCUAGGGUUAAGUGGUUAGUGAUAUUUUAUUGAAACCACUAAGGAAUACUGUUUAAAAGAACUUUGCAGGUUACUCUCAGUAUAUGAUACUCUUUGUAACAUUUCUAUUUAUAUCUGGGCAUAAAUUUCAUUUUUUUCUUCAUAUGCAAUGUUGAAUAUAUAAAGCUUGAUGCAGCCUAUUUGCUACCAUUUGGAUACUUAGACACUUUGAGCAAGAUUAUGGCAGUUUUUGCACAACUUUGAAAUAGAAAUACCUGGUACUCUAUAUAUCUUGUAUAUCGAUGCCAUCUUAGGAGAAAAUUGUAAAGGUAAGUAAUUAAGUAUACUGACAGCAACAAGUAAGAUAUAUAAAACUACAAAACAAAAUCCCAUUAGGUUAUAAGUAUUACAAAAAAGUCACCUUUUUUUAAGGGGAAAUUUGCACCCCAUUGAUCUUGGUGCCUUUGGGAUAGACUGGGUUUUAAGGGCCUAGUAAUUUGAGGAUAUCACUGUAUUGUUUUCCAUAAUGUCUUCUCUAGUCACCUUGAAUUAUAUAGAAAAAUACAGGAAAUAGAUAAACAUGAAUGUGAUUAAUAACAGUGCUGAAAAAGUAUUAGCCUACCAAAGACACACUCAGGCUUUAGUGAAUAACUUUAUAUAACCUCAAUUUUUAACACAUGUAUCUUCUCCAACCAUGAAAUCAAAGCAUGGUGCAGAGCUUGUACCAUGUAGAAAAGGUCCAUGUAUGGUUGACUUUAUUUUAUGUUGCUUUUGUUUAUGGAAGAUGUUCAGCUGACAUAAGCAGAAGUUGGCCAAAAUACUGCCUGUACUGUUAACUUCCUGUAUAAUUCACUUAAAUAAAGCAGGUUAACCUCAAUGAUAGCAGUUAAAAUGUUUUAUCUUAUGUGUUUCCUUUAAGUAUUACCAUUAUGGUGCUACCGAGCAUUUUCUUUUGAUAAAAAGAAAAAUGUCAUGGGCUGCAGUCUUCUUCCAUCACUUUUUCUCACCAGGUCCAUUAAUAUGCUUAUAACACUAGUGCCAUUUAUUUUAUUUGAUAAUGCUUAUUAUGGUAUUUGUAUAUUUGUUUGCAUUCCAGUUUUGUUCGAUAAUGAGUGUGUAAACUGCAUACGUGAAAUAAAUGUAAAUACUAAUGUGUUGCU